Mya arenaria is the source of this 984-nucleotide messenger RNA. RefSeq names its product BTB/POZ domain-containing protein 6-B-like. Gene Ontology annotation, biological process: neurogenesis. Bases 1 to 984 code for a protein of 327 amino acids. The record is from RefSeq and is a predicted model, not a curated record. Gene Ontology annotation, cellular component: cytosol. The transcript is spliced from 4 exons. NCBI's taxonomy places the organism in Eukaryota, Metazoa, Mollusca, Bivalvia, Myida, Myidae. Gene Ontology annotation, molecular function: protein binding.
AUGGCAUCAAUCAAUGAAACUUCUGUAGUCACUGGCGUUAUAACGGAGGCAAUUGAUGCAAGUGCCAACGAAGAGAAGACUCUUACAGAGAGGCCUUGGCAAGAAGACAAAGGAGUUCCUGAGAGCUUGCUGUACACUUAUGAGAACAGUUUGUGGACAGAUGUGACACUGGAAUGUACAACAGAGAAUGGAGACACGCAUUUCAUAAAAGCCCAUAAACAUGUAUUGGCUUCCCGAAGCACUGUUUUUGAGGCUAUGUUGUUUGGUCCAGCGGCUGACAAAGGGGAUAUAGUAAAGAUUACAACGUUCAGAUACGAACUCAUGGACUUACUUAUAAGGUACUUGUAUUCAGAGAAGACACAUUUUACCGAAAGCACAUCACGCCUCAUGUUUGAGAUGGCUUAUUUUUACCAAGUUCCCGCACUAGUCAACUUAUGCAGUCAAUAUCUUCAAAGCAUCGCCAGAGAGGACAACGUUUGUGAGAUACUAGACCUUGCUUUGCAAUAUGACAACGUCGGUCUUAGACAGGCAGCUUGCGAUUAUAUCGAUCAAAAUGCAACCAUAAUUAUCGAAACAGAUAGUUUUGUACAUGUGUCCAAACUGUGUCUCGAGUACAUUCUUAAAGCUGAUACGUUUCACGUUGAUGAAAAGACAAUACUACGCCGGGCAAUAGAAUGGGCAAAACUUCAUCAGGGCAAUGAUAGUCUAAACAUGGAUGAAGAUAUCAGAUUCAACAUAACCGUGAAACAUUUUCGAAACACCAUUGGGAAUGCGUUUCAAUACAUCCGUCUAGGAGCUAUGUCUUUUGCUGAAUUUUCAGAAUGUGCAGGAAGCACUUUGGAUGCAGAGGAAAUAAAGGAUAUUCUACUUUUUACAAAUAUUUGCUCCACAGAUGAGUUCCAUCAAAAGAGAUUGCCGAAAAAGAAAAUAUUUGAACUCAAGAACGAACAUGGGCGUUUAAUAAUCGAUUGGGCCACAAGCUGA